AUUCGUGGGAAGAUGUGUUAGUUAUCUAACAUUGAUGAACAUUAAAAUUAUAAGAAAACUUAAGUAGAAUUUCUACUCCCAUGAUUUUAAGAUACUAUGCAUGCUGUUAUUAUUCUGAGCUAUGUCGCAAUGUUGGCAUAAUGAGACUUGAAUCUUUGUCUUUACUUUUGACAGCUCAGAAAAAUCCAACCAUAUGUUUCUAAGCGCGCAAGUUGAAUUCGUCAUCCAAUAUUUCUUUCUACCUGAAAUUUUACUCAGUUCUCACUAAACUUAGCUCCAAAUCGUGCUCAACUACAUUCUGGCCGUGUAACCUGUGUUUCGUGUGAAAACCGCUGGCUUACGAACCUCAUUUUGACCGUAAACGUACCUUUGCCGUUGUAUUAAUCUUUUGUUGUCAUUUCUGUGAGUCGUCGUCCCUCGAAAUGUUAUUUAGACUCGAGGAAGAGCCGUGGGGCUGAUAACAGACAGUUUCUGCCUGGACUCCGGCAACAGCGCAACCAAACGACGGAGAGAAGAGGCCACCGCCCAGAACUUCAAGCUAAAGAUGAACCCGCACUCGCUAGACUUCAACUCGCUCCACAAGUCCCCCGUACACACGCACACACCCAAGCGGAGAGUCCUUGGAGAGAUACAGAACAGGCAAUCCCCGCUGACGUACCUGAAGUCACCGCUCAUAGACCGAAGCCUCCAGGACUCGCCUUUGUCCAGCCUCUUAAACUCACCGAAGCUAAACACUCCGUUCGUGAAGCGAUCAACGAAGAAGAUCAGCAGGAUAUUCGAAGAACGAACGAGGUUUAAAAUGUCCAAUAAAGAGAACGAAGAGAAUAUGUUUUCGGGUUCGUUCACGAACAAGCUGGAUGUGUGUGAAGACACUCGGGAUGCGUACCCGGACAGCCAGCAGCUGUGCGGGGCCGGGGCGGGGGUGCUCCCGGGCUCCCUGCGCAGGAGCCACACCGGGGACCACUGGACCUUGGCUAAGAUGUCAUCAGCGAGCCCCGAGCCGCGACGGAAGCCUCACAAGCGGCCGCUCUUCGGUCACGACGAGCUGGCCGACGAGUUGCCCGACGAGUUGGGCGACGACUGCGGCACGCUGCACGACCUCGACGCCGAGUUCGACUGCGAGACCUUCGACCAGUGCACCAAGUACGAGAUCGUGUCCACCGACAGCCCCGACAUCAUCUCGCGAGGUCGCACUACGUCUUCUAGGAAGAUUAGCGCGAAGAACUUUGUGUUCGGAGCUCCUAUAGCUGAGACUGAGCAAAGCACUUCCUUCAAUAAACCCGCCCCCGCCGCCACCAGAAUGCUGACCUUUGAGGAUGACUCUUUCGAGUUCACCUCCCCGGAAAACUUAAGGCCUAAGAACUCACAAGCAGCGGUGUCUGUUAAGAAGUCCCUGAAAUUCCUUGGAGAUACCCCAACGAAGAACAUUCUGAGGCAUGAGAACAGCAACUCUUCAAUAGGAUCCAUGUCUGCGGCCUCCCCACUAUCCUCAGUCAGCAGCAAGCUCCGACUGUUCCCUUCAUCAUCAACAACAUCCAUGGAAAGCGGGUUCAUGUCAGAGAUCGAAGAACCAUUCCUAGACUUAGACGAAGUCAGCAACUCACCGAAGCUAGCUGACUUUGGCCAAUUACUAUCCGGCAAAAUUAAGGACACCUGCGCUGAACCAGAGUUCUCCUUAAAACGGCCUUCUCUCCAGCGCAGUCUGAGUUAUAACCUGGAAGCGAGUAAAGCGAGGGUUUCUCUCUUCUCUCGAGGAGAGUUGGAAGAGAGACGGAGCAACAAGAGGCCCGAGCCGCUGCAAGAGGGUUCUCUCAGUAGCAGCAAGCGGAGACGGGGGAACGGGGAGGGUCUGAUGAGGAGCAAGAGGCCGCUGCUGCAGCGGGCGUAUUCAGAGAAUGCGGCUUCUAUCAUGUCUGCGCUUGCUAGAUCAUCAACAACGCCCGACCUAAUAGGCGACUUCUCCCUCCCGCACGUGCUGCCGGCGGCGGCGUCGCGCCACGCGGACCUGCGCGCCGUCAGCGCCGACGUGUUGGCUGAUGUACUGCGGGGGAAGUACAGCCAGGAGAUCGCUGAUGUUCAGGUGAUCGACUGUCGCUACCCGUACGAGUUCGAGGGCGGGCACAUCGCCGGCGCGCGCAACCUGUACACGCCGCAACAGAUCCUGUCGCUCAUGGACCAGCCCGUGGACCAGAGUGUGGACCAGAGUGUGGACCAGGCGGGCAAGAGGCGGGUGCUGGUGUUCCACUGUGAAUACUCGCUGGAGAGGGGACCUAAACUCUGCCGCCUCCUCCGCUCGACCGACCGCGCGCGCCACCGCGACGCCUACCCGCAACUCACGUAUCCCGAGCUGUACUUGCUACACGACGGCUAUAGCGCCUUCUACCGACAACAUCCGGCGCUGUGCACGCCCCCCGGGUACAGAAUGAUGCUGGACCCCCAGUUUAAACAUGAACUGAGCACGUACAGGAGGAAUACUGAGAGCGGUAGGAAGAAUAGCUUGAUGUGAGGUUUGACAGCUGUCAGUGGUGACAGGUGUCAGGUUGAUAGGU
Messenger RNA from Plutella xylostella (diamondback moth), 2549 nucleotides. RefSeq names its product cell division cycle 25 (gene Cdc25). NCBI's taxonomy places the organism in Eukaryota, Metazoa, Arthropoda, Insecta, Lepidoptera, Plutellidae. Gene Ontology annotation, biological process: G2/M transition of mitotic cell cycle; positive regulation of G2/M transition of mitotic cell cycle; protein dephosphorylation. Gene Ontology annotation, cellular component: nucleus; cytoplasm. The record is from RefSeq and is a predicted model, not a curated record. Gene Ontology annotation, molecular function: protein tyrosine phosphatase activity.